GUCUCACAUUUGUCUCACAUUUGUCUCACAUUUGUCUCACAUUUGUCUCACAUUUGUCUCACAUUUGUCUCACAUUUGUCUCACUUUUGUCUCUCUUCUGUCACGUUUGCUUUGCACUCUUUGCAUUCGCAAGCUAGUUCUGGCGCACGUACGUUCCAUAAGAAGAGGUUUAAAAUUUUGCGUUAAUUGAUCAGAUAAUUUGGAAUCCGCUGAAUUCUCACGCAGAUUUAAACUCGAAUUUAAUUUAGGCAAUUAAUUGAAUUAUUGCCAGCUAACGUUGAGUUCCCAGUCUCAUCAUUAUUCCAUCUAGUUGAUAUGGAGAAAAAUGGAGCAGACAUAAUAUUCCUGCAAGAGAGGAAAACACCUAAAAAGUCUGCAAAACCUGCUGUGCCCAAGAUUAAGAAGAGCAACACUGCAGAAACAGCAACUCCUGCUGCCCCAAAACCCCCCAGGAAAUACACCAAAAGGCCUAAGGCUACCUCUGAUGUCCCUUUGCAAGGGAAAAAGACCAAACUGCCCAAAUCAACCUACAAAUAUCCAAAGAGCAGUCUCGGUCCCUACUUCGCUCCCGAGUCCUACUUCUACAAUGGCUAUCGAAAUGCCUACUUGAACUUCUUGCUGCCGAGCUCCAGCUCGAAUGACAUGCCUGACGUUUACAACGGACGUCUGCGGCGCCCAGUAGAAUUCCCUCCUCUGCCUAUGAGUGGAAACAGGAGUUUGUUGAUGCAGCAGAACUUUGUCCGAGACCUUCCCUUCAAUCCGGGAAACACCUGCGAUUGCCUUUUGCCACCGCCACCUGUUUACUACGCUAAUUACACCCCGAAAGUGACACGUUCCUCCACCUCUGCCAAUGGAAAAGCAUUUUCCUCACAAUACCCGAAAAUAUUUGAAGAGACUGAAGAUUACAAGAAGACUCUCGAAGGUCUGCUGGACCUUGAUGCUGACGGAGGCCACGAGUUGUGGCGCGAGGGAGAGCUCGAAGACAUGCUCUUCCACCACGGACUUGAUUCCAACUCCAAGACAAACCUGACCACUCCGUCAUUUGAGGAAAUGUUUGAGUUGGAAAAUAUUGAAUUGGAGGAUUUCUAAUUUCCUAACAGACCUCUCGAACCUUUACUGAGUUUGAAGUCUAAUAGAAGAGAUUUAUUUUUGCAACGAAGACCAAAAAACCUUGGUUACCUUCAAUGUAUAUAUUUGUAAAGUGUCUUGCAUACUGCAAGAGAAGAGUUCAUAAAAUUGAAGAAUAAAUAGUGCAAAAGUCUUAAAUAAUAAUUAUUUGUUAUCAAAAAAGGUUGAUAUUCCAGGUGAUACUGAAUUACGAUUACCUCUGUUUCAGGAACAAAAUUGUCAAUUGAUUUCUAAUUCCAAUGAAAUAUAAA
This is a messenger RNA of Neocloeon triangulifer, 1379 nucleotides long. RefSeq lists its product as uncharacterized. The record is from RefSeq and is a predicted model, not a curated record. The transcript has 4 exons. NCBI's taxonomy places the organism in Eukaryota, Metazoa, Arthropoda, Insecta, Ephemeroptera, Baetidae. The coding region runs from base 316 to 1089 and encodes 257 amino acids.